AAGCAGACCACUCUGUCCACAGAGUCAUCAGAUGGAUUGUGUCCAUCGUCCCCUCUGCUGUAUAUUGGACGCACACAAUACAUGAUCACUAUGUAUGACACAAAGUCCCGGGAACUGCGUUGGAACGCCACCUUCCAUGACUACUCCGCCCCUCUGUGUGACGAGACCUAUGAAUACAAGAUGGCUCACUUUGCCUCCACCGGUGAUGGGUUACUGGUCACAGCCGACCGGAGUAGCGGACAAGUGUUGUGGAUGCAGAAUUAUGGCUCGCCUGUGGUCGGGCUCUUCAUGUGGCACCAGGAUAGUCUGAGACGGAUCUCUCAUCUCAACGUGGCAACGGAGACAUUGCGCUACUUAACGUUCAACUCUCAGGACAUCCUACUGAUCAAAUGGAAUUACCAGGCUGUGCAGGAGCUGAGCAGCACAAAGACACAUCUACUGCCAUCAUUGUAUGUCGGGAAGCAUGCCAGCGGAUUCUAUGCCUCCACCUCACUAAUCCAUGAGGGAGUCUCUAUUGUGCCACGUGGAAUCACCCUGGCCCGGAUAGAGGGUCCCACUACCAAGGAUGUCACACUGAAAGAGUCUACAGAAUUUGAUGUAACACCCAGCACAGAUGUCAAAUACCCACAUGGU
This is a messenger RNA of Staurois parvus, 633 nucleotides long. NCBI's taxonomy places the organism in Eukaryota, Metazoa, Chordata, Amphibia, Anura, Ranidae. The record is from the annotation of a GenBank genome assembly.